CAGGCCUUCUCGCCCAACAUUUGUCAUCAUUAGAGCCACGGACGCCUGCAGAGGGCACAGUGCACACACCCCACUGCGGUUUGCUUUGCAGCACCCCCUCGGUGUGUCAAAUGCUCCGGCAGCCUGUCUGUGUUCGGAAAGCACAGUCACCGUUACUAUGGGAACGUGUAAACUAUGGACAGGAGAAGUAGGAAGACGGAGGAGAGUUCUAGGCCAGAUGAACAUUAAGAUGCCACACGCGAGGUCCUCAGCGAGUCCUGCUAAAAUGCAGACCAAGAUGAGCGCCUGGACGCCCCUGAACCACUCACUGUCCAACAACAAGGUUUUUGAGGAGAGACGAAGCCUUCUGUCAAAGUGGUUUGACAGGUGGUCUGACAGGCAGAGGAGGUUGGUGCUGCACGACUUUGUCAAGAGCUGCUCAAAGGAGCAACUCCGCUUUGUCGACCUCUGUGUGAGUAGACAGCUGCCCCUGCAGGCUGCUGACUUCACACGCUUGCUGCCGAGGGCCAUCUGCCUCUACGUCUUCUCCUUUCUGGACCCACGCAGCCUCUGUCGCUGUGCCCGGGUGAGCUGGCACUGGAAAAGCAUCGUGGACCUGGACCAGCUGUGGAUGCCCAAGUGUCUGAGACUUGGCUGGCUCAUCAGCUUCUCCCCCACCGUGUUUGAGCAGGGCGUGUGGAAGAGACACUACGUCAACACUGUGCAAGAGAUCCUGCUUGCUGGCCCAACCAGAAAGGCCGCCGUGUCCCAGCAGCAGACAGCGGUUCCAGAUGUAGCAAGAGUCAGCAGUGGACAUGAGGACAUGACACAAGAGCUCUCCCGAAGUGAGGGCCUUCAAGUAUCCACCAACCAACAAGUUGGAGGUGUGUCCAGGAGCAGAUUGAAAAGAGACAAGCAUCCACUUGUGCUUCCACCGUGGAGAGACUCUGACAGACGUCCCAAGGACAUCGUCCGCUUCAACUACCUGGACAACUGUGACCCCGUCGGACAAGCCAGUGCAGCGCAGAUGAAGAGCAGAGCAACCACUUGCAGCAGUAAAACGGAGAAGCCAGACGACGAGAGACACAAAACGCUGUCUGACACCAGUUACAAACUACGCAAAGCUAAAUCACUGAUGUUCCUCACGUCAAACAGCAGACCCCACCAUCCUGUUCCUCUUCCUCCUCCUCCUCAUCAGACCCAGUCUCGCCCCCAUUGGGCAUCUGACAGUUACAGCCACCCCGCCGCCAAGGAGGAGGGAGCGAUCCUGCUGCGGCAGGCCCAGUGGAACGCUGGGAAACGUCCAGGUCCAGUGAGGACGGCCGUACCCAGGUUGAGCGUGGAGGCGCUCAGGGCGUCCCAGCGCUCGAACAGGAGCAUACCCAGUGCACCACUGUUUGAUUUUGAGCCCUGGACUCCCCCCGUGUCCUUCACACAAUACGUGGACUGAUACACAUCGCCACCUGCAGGCAUACCAAGGAACGUGCAGCUGCAUUCUUGCAGGGUUUGAAGCUCCAUGAAGGUUGGUGCUGGUGUUCAUUUAAAAAACUGUCAGUUGAUUUAUUUAUACA
Molecule: messenger RNA, 1550 nt
Organism: Phyllopteryx taeniolatus (common seadragon)
Lineage: Eukaryota; Metazoa; Chordata; Actinopteri; Syngnathiformes; Syngnathidae
Gene: fbxo16
Product: F-box protein 16
Exons: 9
Coding region: 158-1429 (423 amino acids)
Molecular function (GO): protein binding
Source: RefSeq, a predicted model, not a curated record